AUGAAGAUUAAGGUGCUGUCGCGAUCGGAAGAGCAGUUCACGCGCGAGCGAAAGCAAGAUGUGCAAAAAGUGCACAGGAAUCUCGACCCAGCCUUACACCCUCUCGAGAAGGCGAAGGAGUAUCAACGCGCGCUCAACGCCGUGAAGCUAGACAAGGUGUUUGCCAAGCCGUUCAUGGGCGCUCUUGGUAGCCACGCGGACGGCGUCUCCGCCAUGGCGAGGAGCCCCGUCAGACUCAACUGCGUUGUUUCCGCCUCCAUGGACGGAGGUCAGUAUAGGCCUGCCCUGAACCCUGCUAGUGGUGUGCUUAUUAGCAACACUAAUGUGUUCCUCCCCCCCUUCUCCUCCCUUACCUCCCCCCUCUCUCCCCCCCUCCCUCUCCCCUCUCUUCCCCCCCCUCUCCUCCCCCCACUUCUUCAUCGUUUCUUACGUCACAUGCGCACGCUGUGCCGGUUUGUUGGGCACAGCAGGGCAGUGAGGGGCGUGGCGAUCUCGUCAGACGGGGAGACAAUGCUGUCCUGUGGUGAUGACUGCACCGUGCGCCUGUGGCAGCUACCAGCACCGGAGAUCAAAGAGUUGGGGGUGGCAGGGGGGGACGAGGAGCACGAAGCUGUUGCCACCUUCCAAGGGAAAAACGCCUUCAGAGCAGUGGACCAUAAGUGGAAGGGGCGGGUGUUUGCCACAGCAGGCGCGCAGGUGGACGUGUGGGAGCACAGCCGCUCGGACCCCAUAGCCACGUUCACAUGGGGCGCUGACUCCGUCUACUCCGUUCGCUUCAACCCUGCCGAGCCUGAUGUGUUUGCUACCACCGGCAGUGAUCGCAGCAUUUGCCUCUAUGACCUCCGCAUGUCCACACCACUGAGAAAAGUGAUCAUGCAGACCAAGACCAACUCGCUGGCUUGGAAUCCUCGAGAGCCUCUCAACUUCACUGCGGGGAAUGAGAACGGCUGCUGCUACUCAUACGACAUGCGCAAACUCAGCACCGCCUCAUUCGUGCACAAGGACCAUGUCUCUGCUGUUAUGGACAUAGACUAUUCGCCAACAGGAAGGGAGUUUGUCACAGGAUCAUACGACAGAACUGUGCGAAUAUUCCCAUAUGAUGCCAUCAAGAGUAGAGAGGUCUACCACACCAAGCGCAUGCAACGGGUGUUCUGUGUGCGGUUCAGCGGUGACGGCUCGUACGUGCUGUCGGGCAGUGACGAUGCAAACAUCCGUCUCUGGAAGGCACAGGCCUCGCAGCAACUGGGCAUACAGGUGAAGCGGGAGAAGCGCAAGGCAGAGUACAACGCUGCGUUGGUGGAGAGACACCAACACCUGCCUGAGAUUCGCCGCAUCCACAACCAUCGGCACGUGCCACGGCCCAUUCACAAUGCCAUCAAGCUGCGGGCAACGAUGGUGGCAGCAGAGAAGCGCAAGGAGGAGAACCGGCAGCGGUUCAAGAAGAAGAGCAAGGGCGUGGAGAAGAAAGACAAUAAGAAGAAGGGCGAGCGAAGGAAUAAGAUCAUUGCAGAGCUGGAGUGA
Molecule: messenger RNA, 1521 nt
Organism: Closterium sp. Yama58-4
Lineage: Eukaryota; Viridiplantae; Streptophyta; Zygnematophyceae; Desmidiales; Closteriaceae
Source: the annotation of a GenBank genome assembly